Molecule: messenger RNA, 3523 nt
Organism: Penicillium subrubescens
Lineage: Eukaryota; Fungi; Ascomycota; Eurotiomycetes; Eurotiales; Aspergillaceae
Gene: rat1
Product: 5'-3' exoribonculease Dhp1
Exons: 3
Coding region: 217-3351 (1044 amino acids)
Biological process (GO): nuclear-transcribed mRNA catabolic process
Cellular component (GO): nucleus
Molecular function (GO): RNA binding; zinc ion binding; 5'-3' RNA exonuclease activity
Source: RefSeq, a predicted model, not a curated record
CCCACUCUCUGCGCCGUUAUCUCAUACGCGGUUGCAUCUAUAUUUUUUUGUGUUCUACUCGGUGUCGCAGGGAUCAUAAGACUGAGAGUCGAGUAAAGGAUAUCCGAAAGCUCGCUGAAAGACACUGCGCGAAGCGUGUUCCCCGUUCGCUAUUAGCUCGAGCGCUGCGCCAACUUCUACGAGACCUGACAGACACGCGCUUGUCGCAUAGCCAACAUGGGUGUUCCCGCCCUUUUCCGAUGGCUUUCCAACAAGUAUCCGAAGAUUGUCUCUUCGGUGAUUGAGGAACUGCCUCAGGAAGUGAAUGGAGAGGUGAUUCCGGUCGACGGCACGCGUCCCAACCCCAACGGCGAGGAGAUGGACAAUCUUUACCUGGACAUGAACGGUAUCGUCCACCCAUGUACCCAUCCAGAGGGCAGGCCUCCACCCGCCAAUGAGCAGGAGAUGAUGCUGGAGAUCUUUACGUACACCGACCGUGUGAUCAACAUGGUCCGGCCGAGAAAACUGCUUAUGAUUGCUAUCGAUGGUGUUGCACCAAGAGCCAAGAUGAACCAGCAGCGCGCACGCCGAUUCCGCUCCGCCCAAGAAGCCCGAGAGAAUGACGAGAAGAAGGAGGAGCUUCAGAAGCUACUCGACAAGCAACAAAGCAAGAAGACUGGUGAUGCCGCUAUCAGAGAAGAAGUCAUCCAGAAGACGUGGGAUAGCAACGUGAUCACACCCGGAACUCCCUUUAUGGAUAUUCUCGCCGCCUCGCUGCGCUAUUGGAUUGCCUACAAGCUUAACACUGAUCCAGCAUGGGAGAAGAUGAAGAUCAUUAUCUCCGACGCAACAGUUCCCGGAGAGGGAGAACACAAGAUCAUGGAGUUCGUGCGUUCUCAACGCGCAUCUCCAGAGCACGAUCCCAACACCCGCCAUGUAAUUUACGGUCUUGAUGCGGAUCUGAUCAUGCUGGGUCUUGCUACUCACGAGCCCCACUUCCGGGUUCUGCGUGAGGAUGUCUUCUUCCAGGAGUCGAAGCCUCGGACUUGUAGACUAUGUGGUCAGGUUGGGCACAAAGCUGAGGAGUGCACAGGUAAAGCGAAGGAGAAGAGUGGAGAGUUUGAUGAAAAGCAACACGCUUCCCCGCUGAAGCCAUUCAUUUGGCUUCACGUCUCUGUACUUCGAGAAUACCUGGCUGUCGAGAUGCAGGUUCCUCAGCAACCGUUCCCCUUCGAUCUUGAGCGCGCACUGGACGACUGGGUUUUCAUGUGUUUCUUCGUUGGAAACGAUUUCUUGCCUCAUUUGCCUUCAUUAGAUAUCCGUGAGAAUGGUAUCGAUACUCUGAUUGCCAUCUGGCGAGACAACAUUCCGGCUAUGGGUGGAUAUCUGACCCAGGACGGCCAUGUUGAUCUGAAACGGGCUCAGCUGAUUUUGCAGGGUCUGGCUAAGCAAGAGGACGCUAUCUUCCGGCGCCGUCGGCAGGCGGAAGAAAGAAAGGCGGCCAACGAGAAGAGACGCAAGGAGCAAGAUCAGGCUCGGAAUGAAGAGCGUGCUCGCAAGCGAAGACGUAGCUCUCCCGUCUAUGAUGCCAACGCCAAACAGCGCUCCAAGGGUGAGGCUGACCCAGACCCAACUGGCGGCCUGGAACUCAUCAAGCCCUCUCGUGCACACUUGACGAAGGAGGACAAAGACCUGACCCACAGUAUGAUUGUCAACCGCGGAGCCAUAUAUCGUGCCAACAUGGAGAACAAGAGCGCUGCUGCUGUAUUGAAGAGCAAACUUAUGAAGGGCAGUCAGAGUGAGCCCGUGGCUGACGAAGUCCCUGCUACAGCGGAGAACGAGGAAGGCGCUGCUGAGCCGACGUCUCCCUCCGUUCUCGGAAAGAGAAAGGUCGAUGAAUCAACGGAGGCAACUGAGCAAGAGACAGAAGACGCAGGAACUCCCGGUCGAGAUUCACCUGCCGUGCCUCCUCCAAAGCCCAACAACAAUGAUGAAAUGCCACCAGACACUGUCAAGCUGUGGGAGCCAGGUUAUGCGGAUCGGUACUAUGAGCAAAAGUUCGGUGUCGAUCCCCAGGACCAUGAGUUCCGCCACAAGGUCGCUCGUGCGUACGCCGAAGGCCUUGCUUGGGUCCUUCUCUACUACUUCCAGGGCUGUCCUUCUUGGGACUGGUACUACCCGUAUCACUAUGCUCCGUUCGCUGCCGACUUUGUCGAUAUUGCGGACAUGGUCAUUGAGUUUGACAAGGGCAAGCCAUUUAGGCCCUACGAGCAGCUGAUGGGAGUCUUGCCAGCGUCGUCGAACCACGCGCUGCCUAAGGUCUUCCAUGAUCUCAUGAGCAACCCGGAAAGUGAGAUCAUUGACUUUUACCCAGAGGAUUUCGCUUUGGAUCUGAAUGGCAAGAAAUUUGCCUGGCAGGGUGUGAUUCUUCUUCCUUUCAUUGACGAGAAGCGCCUUCUCGCUGCGAUGGAAAAGGUCUAUCCUCUAUUGACUGAUGAAGAGCGAAUCCGCAACACCCACGGCCAGGAAGUGCUGUUGAUGUCAGAACAACACCCUCUUUAUCAAGAUCUAGUAGGCAACUUCUAUUCCAAGAAGCCUGGGCCGCCUGAGUACAAGCUCAACAUGCGCAUCAGCGAAGGCCUCGGUGGCCUGGUUGAGCGCAAUGAUACUUAUAUUCCUCACGGCUCUCUUGUCUCACCUCUGCAGGAGUAUGGCAUGCCGAGUCUCGAUGACGACCACACUCUCACUGUCAACUAUAAGAUCCCCAAAUCUACUCACAUUCACAAGUCCAUGCUACUUCGCGGUGUGAAGUUUGCGACCCCGAUGCUGAACUCCGCUGAUAUUCGCGCGGUUAAGGGCCGGGCCCAGCACUCCGGACGUUCAUACGGUGGCGCACCACUUAACGGCCGCGGACGUGGUGGCCACAUGGACUACUCAUCAGAUCGGCCGAAUCCGUUCGCCGCGCAUCUUGAUCCGCGAUUCAUGCAUGCACCUCCGGGCGGUAUGCCACCCAUGCCCUCUGGAUGGGUACCUCCUGCCCCAGGGGCUGGUGACUACUCCAGGGGUCCACCUGGGCCUCCUCGUGGCGGAAUGAACCAUCAAUACCCCUCGCACCAAGGUCCUGGCCAAUAUCAAGGUCAUCAAGGUUACAACCAGGGACCCAACCAAGGUUAUCAAGGGUACCAAGGCCAACAAGGCCAAGGAAAUCAAGGACAACAAGGAUAUUAUGGUGGCUACCAGGAUCGGGGUAGAGGCGGCGGAGGCAACGGUGGUCAUCGUGGAGGCAGGUUCCGAGGCCAGAACCGUGAUAAUUAUGGCGGUCACCGCGGUGGAGGUGGUGGUGGUGGUGGUGGAGGUUACAACCGCUACUAGAGGGGGGACGGAGUCCUGACUCUGUCAUCCUCGCUAUGAAUCUUGCUGUAUCUACUAGCAUAUUUUAGGAUCCGCGAAAGGAUUGGACGGGAAACGGUGUUUUGAGGCUUGUAAAAUGUUUUUAAUAAAAAUCGGUACAUGGAUUUUAGUUUAUUCCACAAAGCAUUCUGGU